Hippocampus comes (tiger tail seahorse) is the source of this 557-nucleotide messenger RNA. RefSeq names its product coiled-coil and C2 domain-containing protein 2A-like. Gene Ontology annotation, cellular component: ciliary transition zone. The transcript has 5 exons. The record is from RefSeq and is a predicted model, not a curated record. Gene Ontology annotation, biological process: non-motile cilium assembly; protein localization to ciliary transition zone. NCBI's taxonomy places the organism in Eukaryota, Metazoa, Chordata, Actinopteri, Syngnathiformes, Syngnathidae. Bases 1 to 534 code for a protein of 177 amino acids.
AUGAGGAUACGUUGGGAUGGGAGCGGAGCCAAUGGCUGGAGGCCCUUUUUUACACGCUCCUUCGCCCAUCCCGGACUCUCCAGCGUGCAGCCAGAAGAGCUGGUAUACCGACACUCGGACAAAGCGACCGCAGUCGAGCUGCAAGAGAGGCUGGAGAAGCUGCUGCGCGACAAGCUGAUGGAGUGGCGCCCCCACCGGCCCACCCGCUGGAACCGCUACUGCACCAGCGCCCUCAAGCACUUCCUGCCCAGUCUGGAGCAGGGCGCCAGCGGCCCAGGCGGCAACGCCGGACGCGAUCUGGCGGAGGGUCACCGGCACGAACUGCAGAACCUGCUGGGUGACAACCGGAUUUCGGGGUUCCCGCUGCACAUGGCUUUCUCGGAAAUGGGUCCCGUGGUGGAGGCGGUGCACAGCACGGGGGUGCACACCAUUCAGACAGCCAACGUGGAAUUCGCCUUGGCCGUCUACGUCCACCCAUACCCCAACAACGUACUCUCUGUCUGGGUGUACCUCGCUUCUCUCGUGCGUGCCUGACAGGCACACAAACCAGCAAGAAA